Molecule: messenger RNA, 1011 nt
Organism: Rhodotorula toruloides NP11
Lineage: Eukaryota; Fungi; Basidiomycota; Microbotryomycetes; Sporidiobolales; Sporidiobolaceae
Product: WLM domain containing protein
Exons: 4
Coding region: 1-1011 (336 amino acids)
Molecular function (GO): proteasome binding
Source: RefSeq, a predicted model, not a curated record
AUGGAUUUGCUAAUACUGCUCAGCGUCACCCACGCGGGCCGUACAGUCGACCUCUCACUCGCGCCAUCCUCAUCAACCGCCUCACUCUCUGAAACCCUUUCCAACGAGUUCGACCUCUCGCCGAGCUCGCUGAAGCUGCUGGUCAAGGGGAAGAAGUUGGAUUUGAAUCGAGGCGGAGCGGGCAGCUUUCAGGAAGCGCUGGAACGGACGUUCGGCUCGACGACGGUGGCGGAGAGUCGGACUAAGCCUGUCAAGGCGCUCCUGGUGGGCACGAAGCGGAGCGAACUGGAAGCGAUGGAGGCGCAGGACGCACUGCGGCGGAAGAAACACACCGCCUUCCUCUUCCACCAGCAACAUCAAGCCCGACCUUCCUCUCGAUCCGGCGUACAUUCCCUCUCCGACUCGCUCAACGACCCUGCCAACUUCCGCUUUCAUCAUCUCGAACCAUUCCCGAAGAGCGUGCCGUUCUUCGACCGGCGGAAGGCCAUGCUCGAGCGAUUGGCGGAGGAUCCGGCCGUCAAGGAUGUCAUGCGGCGGCACAAGUUCGCGGUUGGCGUUCUGACCGAGCUUCAUCCGACUCUGCACACGAACUUCUCGACUGGCGAGAAACUGCUCGGGCUCAACACGAACGCCGGGCAGAAGAUUUCGCUGCGACUACUCACGGACGACCUGGACGGACUGCGCUCGUACAAUGACGUUCGGCGGGUCUUGCUUCACGAGUUGAGCCAUAACCGCUUCGGCGACCACGACAACAACUUCAAAGAGCUCAACUCGCUCCUGAACCGCGAAGUCGCCGCCUUCGAAUCUUCGCCCGCCUUCGAGCCGUGGGACCCUCCAUCCGCCUCGUCCGCUCGCACAGCGGAAGAGCAUCGCCUGAAUGAAGAAGCGGCUGAAAAGGCGGAUCACCAGCUCAGGUUCGGGUUGGAAGACUUUGUGGACGAGCGGAGGGAGAAGGCGGGGAAGGCGGCGGAGGAGAGAGCGAGGAAGGCGCGCGAGCAGGAACGGAGGUAG